Messenger RNA from Zingiber officinale, 1325 nucleotides. RefSeq names its product plant cysteine oxidase 4-like. NCBI's taxonomy places the organism in Eukaryota, Viridiplantae, Streptophyta, Magnoliopsida, Zingiberales, Zingiberaceae. Gene Ontology annotation, molecular function: oxidoreductase activity, acting on single donors with incorporation of molecular oxygen, incorporation of two atoms of oxygen. The record is from RefSeq and is a predicted model, not a curated record. Bases 249 to 998 code for a protein of 249 amino acids. The transcript has 7 exons.
GGUUAAUUAUUGGCCAUUUCGAUUUUAACUAGGACGCACUUAAAAAGGCGUCGGUCUCUCCGUUCUCUCGAUCUCUCGAUCACUCAGAUCGCCCACCGGGAGAGCCGCGGUUAAACCCUAGUCGCGAGGAUUUAUCUUAUUUGAUACCUCUUGAUCAAGGGUGGGUGACCUCAAAUCUUUGAUUGAUACAUUGUAAGGGUUGAAUCCUUUGUCAAUUGAUCUAUUAUCUAGUUAACCCUUCCUGAAGUAUGCCUCGAGUGAAAAGGCUAUAUGAGGUCUGUAAAGCAUCAUUCUCUAAUAGUGGGCCCAUAUCUGUUGAAGCUCUUGAAAAUGUACGCUCUUGUUUAGAUGAUAUUAAGCCUUCUGAUGUGGGACUUGAAAAGGAGGCUCAGAUAGCACGAGGGUGGAAAGGUGCCACGAAUUCUAAUGGAAGAAGAGGGCAUAGUGGAAGUAAUCAGUGUCCACCUCCUAUCAAAUAUCUGCAUGUGCAUGAGUGUGAAAGCUUUUCUAAUGAAAUUGGGAUCUUCUGCAUGCCACCUUCAUCUGUUAUUCCACUUCAUAACCAUCCAGGAAUGACAGUGCUGAGCAAGCUUCUUUAUGGGACAAUGCUCAUCAAAUCAUUUGACUGGGUUGGUACUGAGGAACCCAUUGAUCCAUCCGAAGGUUUGUGCCACUUAUUUUCUAGACCAGCAAAGCUCGUUCGAGAUAACCAGAUGACUGCGCCCUGUGGCACAACCAUCCUCUACCCUACAAGUGGUGGCAACAUUCAUUCUUUUAAAGCGAUAACUCCCUGCGCUCUCUUCGAUAUUCUAUCACCCCCAUACUCAUCAAAUGAUGGACGCGAUUGCACUUAUUUCAAGAAGUCAAGAAAAAGUUCAUCUGGUGUUUUGCCUAGUGGAAUAGAUGCUUCAGAAGUGGCUUGGUUGGAAGAGUGUCAACCACCUGAAAGCUUUGUCGUCCAAAGAGGGCCAUACAAGGGUCAAAUCGUUAAAAAUUAAUGAUUUCCCAUUUAGUGUAGUAUAUAUGCUAUUCAAGUAGCUCUUUUAACACGAGGACAGCAUCCGUUUGAUAUCUUUAUACCUGCAGAAAUAUGAUUUUUCCAAAAAAAAACUAUGACCUUUCAGCAUCUUGGUAGUCAGGAAGCUUGUUGUACAUCACAUAUAGAUAUCUGAUAACAAUUUUCUUGUUUCUUUGUUUAGUCAAAGAAUGGAAGGUCUAGGCAGGAAUUUAGUGGGUGAUUGCAAAAAUAAUUCAUCCACACACCAUCAUUGAAGACAUUGUUGAUUUGAUCUAUUUCAGGUGACAUGAUCUAUCUUUCUUCUCGA